UCUGACCAGGCUAUUUCAGAUCCAUUAAGGGAGUAGUAGGGCUCUGAAGGAAAGAUGGCCAUUAGAUCCUGUUGUGAUUAGUUCUUAGAGACUGUCUACCAGUUGACGUUUUUAGAGGAUGGUGAAGGGCUGAGUCCAAAGAACUAGUUGAAAACUCAUCUUUAGCCUGAAGCAGAGAGAGAGAGAGAACUUGGGUAGAUUUGUAAUGGCUAUCCAAGGGCCGACCCUGAAGACAGAUUAGAUCAAACUUGCCUUGCUUGGCCUUGGAGCUGAGGCAGGAGCAGUUGUGGUAGAAGUGACAGGGAAGUAUAGCCUAUAAUAAAUAAAACUUGCUGAAAGUUAGAUUUACUCCCAAGUGUAGUAGGCUGCCCUCAUUGGAGGUGUGCGGACAGACCAAAUCACUGGUUGGACCUACAGUCUACAGGCUGUAUUGGAUGGCUCUGAGGUUCAGUGAAUUCGAAGGCAGCCUUACUUUGCUAGUUAUGAUGGACUGCUCAAGGAUUUCUGCUUGUUUUCAUCUGACUAUAUCUGUAUUUAGUUGUGGGUUUAGCUUGAGAUAGGACAUUGAUAAGAUGGAAAGCAACUGUGCUGGGAGAGGAUCAGUUGAAGGAAUCGAUUGUUUCAUCUGGAGAAGAGGAUCGAUCAGGUUGGGUGGAGAGAGAUGAUACCUGUUGUGAAGUAUUGUCAUAUAAAAAAGAAAUUGAAUUCUUUAACCUCAGAGGGCAAAAGCAGUAGCAAAGCAUGGAAAGUGGAAAUAGGACUUUUAACAGUUAUGGUUAUCCAUAAAUGGAAUGAUUUGUUUUGGUAGGUAGUGAGUUCUUCUACAUAGAAGGUCUUCAUGCACAAGUUAGAAUGACCAUUUGCAAAGUGUUAAAUUGAAAAUUCUCUUUCAGUUAUGGAUUGGACUAGGUAAUUACUGUGGUUUCUAAUUCUAAAAUUAUAUAAUUUGGGGAUUCUGUUCUCUGUGAGGAGAUAAAAUAACACAAGAGGAGAAGGUUGUUUAUUUGUCUCAGAAAUUAUGUGAAAUAAAGGAGUCGUAUUCAUUUCUUAGUGUGGGAACAGACUCUGAACACCCUCCACUCCCUUUCCUUGCCUAGCCCUUCAUCAGCAACACAGAACAUACUAAGCAUGAAUAGUUCCCCCUAAACCUGACAUGACUCACUUAAUCUCUCUAGUUGGUCAUGCAACAUAACAUCAGGAUUGUAUCACUAAACUUCCAGGGAAUUCAGGCAACUGGAUCCAGUGGCAUUUGUGGUCUGAUUUAAAGGCAUUAGGUGAAAAACAGGAGAUCAGGGUUCUGAUCUUCACUCUGCAAUUCAUUGAAAGAAAGCGUGGCUGGGUGGACUGAGGUUCAGAGAAUGGAGGGGACUUGCCCAAAUUACACAUCAGGUUCUAGAUUAGAGGUUUCCACCCCAUGCCUCUUGCUACUCAGAGAAACAAAAACUUGAAUAGCCGCACAUUCUGACCAAGAGAAAAUUAAAAAUACAGAUCUAGAAACACAGUGAAUUCUGGAUCUCUUCUUUGUUUCUACAAUCAUAUAAAAUCAUUGUGAACUCAAAAAGAGUAAGAAACUUGAAUAUGAGAAGGCAAUGAUUGGGGAAGUGAAAUGAGUAGGAAUUGUUAGGUCAUAAGUCAGGAAGGGUGCAAGGAACCUGAGGAAAAGAGAGAAGAGGAACAGGGAAGGAACAGGUUUCUGACUAAAGACCUUCAUUGACAAUUUUUGUCUAUUUUAGGCUUCAGAAUCAUAGAGUUUAGAGUAGGAAGGGUUGAGGUGUGCUUUAAGAUCAUUUCCUCCAAUUCCUUCAAUUUAUAAUUGAGAAAAGUGAGGUCUAGAUAAGUAGUGACUUUUUUUUCCAAGGUCACGCACAAUCUAAGUAGCAUGAGAAUAUCUGAUGCAGUGACUUCACACUAAACUGGGCUGCCUUUUCAGGUCUAAUAGGUCUAAUUAAGUAGUGGGAAAGUAGGUGGAAUUUUGAACUUGGAAAUUAGGAGAAUUGGGAUUUCUUUUUUCUUUGUUUUGGCAACAGUGUCUUUCAGGUUAGGCAAAUUUUAUCAAUGGGAGUAAAAAUAACUGGGUGUGAAUUGGUGGUAGUUUUUAUAGAUUUUAUAAAUUUAAUAGUUUUUUCCAGAUAAGCCAUCAGUUAAAAAUAACUUCCAGGGGAUUGGAAGAAGGAUUGGAGGAAACUGCCACAAAAAGGGAGGGAAGAGGGAAGAGACAAAGUAGAGGGGGAAAGAACAGUUGAUAUGAGGGUUUAAAUAAAUCAUAAAAGAAGCGAUCACCUUUUACCCAAACUAAACAAAUUCUGCCAUAGCUUUCAUUCUUCCUGUGACCCAGGAGUCUGAGUGUAUCUUGGUAGAUGCCCAUCAUGGUAUCUUCUUCCUUAGGUAUAGGACAGAAUGAGAAAACUCUUAUUCUUUCCUCUCCACCUGCCUUCCCCUCUUGUUCCCUCCCACCCUCAGUCCUCCAUUCCACAGAGGUAAAAUAAUAAUAAUUGCUGUUCCUUUUUUUUUUUUUUUAAACUUUUUCUUCCCUGAUUUUAGAGAUGCCUUGGCAGCGGGACCCAGCUUCUCUCUGGCUGGUGCCCUGUGCCACUGCCCUCUGGCCCUGUCUAUCGAAUAUGCAGUCCAGGCUUAGAGCUGCCUCUGUACACUGUGCUUUGUGGAUGACAUGAACCUGGGAGGGAUAGUUACUAUGAUGGAAGAUGGAAUCAAGAGUCCAAAAGAUCGCCAUAGGCUGGAACAAUGGCCCACAGAUGAGAAGAUGGCAUUUAGAUUUGCAUUUAAGGGGCAAAGUGUUACUCUUCUGGAAGCAGGAAAAGUUUCCUUUCUGGCUUGAUAGAAAAUAUCAAACAAGAAUUAGCAAAAAACAAGGAAAUGAAAGAAAGUAUAAAAAAAUUCAGAGAUGAAGCUAAAAAGUUAGAAGAAUCAGAUGCACUUCAGGAAGCAAGAAGGAAAUAUAAAACCAUUGAGUCUGAAACAGUCAAAACAUCUGAAGUAAUUAGGAAAAAAAUAGGAGCAUUCACUGGGACAGUGAAAGAGAGUUUGGAUGAAGUAAGUAAAAGCGAUCUUGGCCGAAAAAUUUUAGAAGGCAUGGAAGAAGCAGCCAAAACAGCCAAACAGUCUGCAGAGUCAGUGACCCGAGGUGGGGAGAAGCUGGGCAAAACAGCUGCCUUCAAAGCCAUUUCUCAGGGAGUUGAAAGUGUGAAGAAGGAACUAGAUCAAAGUGUCCUAGGACAGACAGGUCCCUAUCGAAGACCAGAGCGACUGCGAAAACGGACUGAAUUAUCUGGAGUGAAAAUCAAAGAGGAUAAAGUAUUUGAACCCAAUGAGGAAGCAAUGGGAGUUGUGCUGCACAAGGAUUCAAAAUGGUAUCAACAGUGGAAAGAUUUCAAGGACAACAAUGUCGUCUUUAAUAGAUUCUUUGAGAUGAAGAUGAAAUAUGAUGAAAGUGAUAAUACCUUCAUCCGGUUAUCUCGAGCAGUGACAGACAAGAUGACUGAUUUAAUAGGUGGCCUGUUCUCAAAGACAGAGAUGUCUGAAGUUCUGACUGAAAUCCUCAAAGUGGAUCCAACUUUUGACAAAGAUAAGUUUCUGCAGCAAUGUGAACGUGACAUCAUCCCCAAUGUCCUGGAGGCGAUGAUAAGUGGAGAGCUGGAUAUCCUCAAAGACUGGUGCUAUGAAGCAACAUACAAUCAAGUGGCUCAUCCCAUCCACCAAGCGAAGUCCAUGGGCCUGCAGUUCCAUUCUAGGAUUCUAGACAUCAGCAAUGUUGAUUUGGCGAUGGGAAAGAUGAUGGAGCAGGGACCGGUACUAAUCAUCACAUUCCAGGCACAGCUGGUGAUGGUGAUCAGGAACCCCCAUGGAGAAGUGGUAGAAGGAGACCCGGAUAAAGUAUUGCGUAUGCUGUACGUUUGGGCCCUGUGUAGAGACCAGACUGAGCUGAACCCCUAUGCAGCCUGGAGGCUGCUGGACAUCUCUGCCUCAAGCACAGAGCAGAUUCUCUGAAGACAAAUGUUGGGGACCUGCUGGACUGUGCUCUAUUGUUCUCCCAGCAAGGGCCCCACCGCUGUCAGAAGCUUCAGGAUGCAAGAUCAUUUGGCUCCUGCAGGGCACUUUGUGACCCUUCGCUUUCCAGGAGCCAGUGUGAAAUGAGGGGAGGGAGGGUGCUGAGUGAGAUAAGGACAUGAAAAAUUUCCCUUCGGGGAAUACAGUUGGCUAGGGGAGGGCUGGUGUUGGGGACAUGGUAGCUAUGAGCAGAGGCACUCAUGGGACCCCAAGUUUAUAAGGUUAAGAUUGUCACAGAAGAUCACCCCUCUUUUCCCCCCAAGAAGCUUAAGGCCUGAUGCGCCAUUCUCUCCCUCUUCCUUGCAUUGGGCCCAAUAGAUGGAUCCAGAGCAUCUCUGCCUUGGCCUUCUCCCCCUAGCCUCCUCUCUCCCUCCCAGCAACAAGCUGGGUUAGUACUGGGUUAGUGCUUGGUUAGUGCUGAGAAAAGCCAAAUUUAGGUGCCAAAAGUCCUGCAGAGGCCAUGGGGCUGAGCAGAAAGCUAAAGUGAACUGAGGUCCCUGAGCACAGCUUGCUUGAGCAGCGGGCAGGGUGGGAGGGGAGAGUAAAGCACAAGACCUUGUGAGGAGGGAGCGGGGAGCAGCUGCAGCUCGCCUUUGGCGGGCGUAGAGGGGAAGAGGAUUAGAAAGGAAAGACUUAGCACCCCACUACCUGCACACAACUUCCCUGGGACCUGGCAGCCUGUCUUGGAGGGGCCUUGAGGGACAGAGCCUGGUGCUGGCUUCUCUCCUCCUGCCUCUUCUCUGGUAGGAGGGCUGCACUUCCUCCAGGUGCCUCCAUCUCUGGCAUCAGAUCAGCCAAGUCAUUCUAGAGCCUUCUUAAAAAUAAAACCUGAAUGUCUUUCAUUUCUGUACAUAUUGCCUGAAGAUUUGACAAUAAAAUACUAAAAUGAAUAGCAAA
This is a messenger RNA of Antechinus flavipes (yellow-footed antechinus), 4962 nucleotides long. RefSeq names its product translocase of inner mitochondrial membrane 44 (gene TIMM44). The transcript has 13 exons. Lineage: Eukaryota; Metazoa; Chordata; Mammalia; Dasyuromorphia; Dasyuridae. Gene Ontology annotation, cellular component: mitochondrial inner membrane. The record is from RefSeq and is a predicted model, not a curated record. Gene Ontology annotation, molecular function: protein-folding chaperone binding. Gene Ontology annotation, biological process: protein import into mitochondrial matrix. Bases 2875 to 4005 code for a protein of 376 amino acids.